GCCCAAAGUCUGGUAGUACUCUGUAGUGCCUUCGCCAUUUGGGGUGACAAGGCUGCAUUCCGGCUCCUGGUGCCGAUUGGCCGCGCUUAAAGUGACACAGAUGAGCGAGGUCCACCCUUCCAGGGUGGAAAGAGAUAAGACCCACCCCCACACCACCCCCGCGCACAAAAGAGGCCGUCAAUAAAUGAGAGCGCUUUCGUUACUUUUGUCGUGAUCGUAAGCCGACCACAAACUGUCCUGCGUCGGAGUGAACUGAUUGGAAAGGGGCCGGCGCUCCAGAAGGAUGACUGUAACGUGGCUUGUUCCGAGAACUCCAAGAAAUACCGUCAGGGUGGAGUGUCUAGUUUACAGAGACUAGUAGGAAAUGAACUGCGACCAGAUGUUUGGCCACUGGAGGGAGUUUGCACUUGUGCUGAAGUGACUAGGGGACGUGGCAGAGAUUCAAGACCGACGAGGUCUUGGGGAAUUGGAAGUUUGGAAGCGAAGCCUCUGGCGUAUACAAGGAGGGAUGGGAAAGAAUGGGACGGGGAGGAGUCCAGGGAGCUACCUGGGGAGUUGGGGCGAGGUUGCAUCUGGGAAUGACUCUGGGGAGGGCCGGAGAUGGGAGGGACGCCUAGGUGGUUCUCUGAACUAGCCUUUUUGCCACUGGCUGGCCACAGGGCGGAAGAGAAAAGUCCAGGACAAAGCCCUCUAGGAGACUGGGUCGGGAGGAGAAGCCCAGUGUGGGACGCCCAACAGCGAAGUCAAGAACAUUGCCCCACCUCGGGGACAAACUGAGGCUGGAGACCAGGACUUAAGGAUCAUUUGAGAUGUCGGAUUCCCUGGUGGUGUGUGAAGUGGACCCGGAGCUAAAGGAAAAGCUGAGGAAAUUCCGUUUCCGAAAAGAGACCAACAAUGCAGCCAUCAUAAUGAAAGUGGACAAAGACCGGCAGAUGGUGGUGCUGGAGGAAGAAUUCCAGAACAUUUCCCCAGAGGAACUUAGGUUGGAGUUACCAGAGAGACAGCCCAGGUUUGUGGUCUACAGCUACAAAUACUUGCAUGCCGAUGGCAGGGUGUCCUAUCCUCUGUGCUUCAUCUUUUCCAGCCCUGUGGGAUGCAAGCCUGAGCAACAGAUGAUGUAUGCAGGGAGUAAAAACAGGCUGGUGCAGACGGCGGAGCUUACAAAGGUGUUUGAAAUCCGCACCACAGAAGACCUCACUGAGGCCUGGCUUCAAGAAAAGUUAGCUUUCUUUCGUUGAUCAUUGAGCCAGGGAUUUGAAGUCCUUAUAUCUGAAGACCCAGACUCCUAGGAUAAUGAACAUUAAAGAUCUAAAUAAAGGUUAAAAAUUCA
Molecule: messenger RNA, 1330 nt
Organism: Onychomys torridus (southern grasshopper mouse)
Lineage: Eukaryota; Metazoa; Chordata; Mammalia; Rodentia; Cricetidae
Gene: Gmfg
Product: glia maturation factor gamma
Exons: 7
Coding region: 810-1238 (142 amino acids)
Biological process (GO): negative regulation of Arp2/3 complex-mediated actin nucleation; actin filament debranching
Cellular component (GO): actin cortical patch
Molecular function (GO): actin binding; Arp2/3 complex binding
Source: RefSeq, a predicted model, not a curated record